This is a messenger RNA of Spizellomyces punctatus DAOM BR117, 1384 nucleotides long. RefSeq lists its product as uncharacterized. The transcript is spliced from 2 exons. Bases 873 to 1313 code for a protein of 146 amino acids. The record is from RefSeq and is a predicted model, not a curated record. Lineage: Eukaryota; Fungi; Chytridiomycota; Chytridiomycetes; Spizellomycetales; Spizellomycetaceae.
AUGGAUGGGAAACCUUAUGAAUGGCCUUGGGAAAGUUCUUCACGAGAGCUCGUCCUCGUCCUACAUGUGAUCCAUUCCUUGCACGUAGUUUGCGGAGAACGACGAGAUAGAACGUUUCCAUGAUCAUUUUUGACGACCGACGCUUUGCGUGCAAAUCAUGUCAACGUGGGCACCGGAACGUGGCAUGCGACCAUCUGCAAAGAAUGGUAUUUGAGAUCCGGGCAAUAGGACGACCAAAAGAGAAGCUUAAGCAGCGCGCUGUGCGAAAAAGAGCUUAUGCGCCUGAAAAAUCCAAGGAAGAGGCGCUCAUAGGCAAAGUCCAAGGUACUGCACAUUUUGCGAAUGGACAUGGACCACCAUUCGGACGGCAUUGAUAAUCUGGCCUUUUUGACUUUACUCAACCAGUCCAAGUAUCUACCGGUACCGUCUUUGUAUAUGUGCCUGUGGACCCUACCUAUGAGGCCUUGCAAGAGCGACUAUCUCGGAUAGAUGCAUGUAAUAUUGGCGUACAGAGAGCCAAAUCAAAAGACGCGGCGACAUUGGAAGUAGAGACACAUUCAGCACUGUUUCUCACGGUGCGGAUAUAUCAUGAUCUUUCGGAUGAUGGUGUCCCUGCGCGAUUCAGCCCUGUUCCUGUCCGGCCUGAUGUGCGACAUCGUCGAUGUCUUUCUGAAACGUCCGCCAUCACUACGACACCCAAGAUAUCCCGACCGCACAGGGCUUCACCGUAUGUCGUUUCUGUCCCCUCAUCGCCGAGAACAUCAUCCCCUCAAAGUCCCUCCACGCCAAAUUGUGGGUUUGGCAAGAACUCAACGUUACGACCUUGUUUCCCGAGCCCACCACGGUCAUUGCCCGCCAGCCCCACACCCAUAAUGCAGGAAUAUCCAUCUGACACAGACACGGGGGCGACAGAUAAAUCAGCUUUCAUGUCUGAAUUCUUCUACAACACCUCCCCUCCCAUUCAGGCGUGUUUUCCUGAUAUCCACUUUGAACAACUGUUCAAUAAUGCUUCAAGAACGCCCGCACCUGAAGGAGGGAGUGAUGUAGGAUUGUUAGGAGAACCUUGGCUGGAUCUUUUACCCUUGGAGGACAGUUUUAUGGCAUUGGACGAAACGUCCGCGUCAGUAAACAGCGGUGUUGACGCAGAUGGAUUUGAGGAUGUAUUUUGUCAAGUAGACGAAAGCAUCCGAACAUCGGAUGAAUUUUUUCAGCGGGAGGACAUUGGCGAUACAAGUGUGCAGUCAUGCGUGAGCCGUUGCGUUCUUGGGGACAAUGGAUUUGAAGAUAUACUGAGGAGGGCUAGGGAAAUGUGAGGUUAAAAUGCGGCGGAUGGGUACGAAUUUCUGUUAUGAUAGAUACAUGUAGAUAAACAGAGAAAUACGAU